Molecule: messenger RNA, 747 nt
Organism: Oncorhynchus gorbuscha (pink salmon)
Lineage: Eukaryota; Metazoa; Chordata; Actinopteri; Salmoniformes; Salmonidae
Product: protein furry homolog
Exons: 4
Biological process (GO): cell morphogenesis; neuron projection development
Cellular component (GO): cell cortex; site of polarized growth
Source: RefSeq, a predicted model, not a curated record
AGGUUCUGGAAGCCAAGCUGUGUGUGUACUCUAAGCGCAUGGUGGAGCAGAAGCCUGGUAACAUUCUGUAUGGGACCCAUGGACCUCUACCUCCUCUCUACAGCGUCUCUCUGUCCUCACUCUCUACACAGCUGGCCUCCAUGUACCCCGAGCUCACUCUGCCUCUCUUCUCAGAGGUGUCCCAGCGUUUCUCCACCACCCAUCCUAACGGCAGACAGAUCAUGUUGUCCUACCUGCUACCCUGGCUGUCUAACAUAGAGCUGGUGGAUACAGGCCUCCUACCCCCUGCUUCCAGCCCCUGUACCCCAGAAGAGGAGCCCCGUGGUCGGGCACACACCUUGGGUCUCGCCCCUCGGCUCCGGGGGAACGGCUGGGGCUCCCUCCAGGCCAGCUCUCUGGUCCUCAACAACCUUAUGUUCAUGACUGCUAAGUAUGGAGACGAGGUUCCAGGUCCAGAGAUGGAGAACGCGUGGAACGCCCUGGUGUCCAAUGAGAAGUGGAGUAACAACCUGCGUACAGCGCUCCAGUUCCUCAUCAGUCUCUGUGGAGUCAGCUCUGAUACCACGCUGCUGCCCUACAUCAAGAAGGUGGUGAUCUACCUGUGUCGUAACAACACCAUUCAGACCAUGGAGGAGCUGUUGUUUGAGCUGCAGCAGACAGACCCAGUCAACCCUGUGGUUCUGCACUGUGAUAACCCGCCCUUCUACCGCUUCGCAGCCAGUAACAAGAUGUCUGCUCACCACUCAG